Penaeus monodon (black tiger shrimp) is the source of this 662-nucleotide messenger RNA. Its product is annotated as carbohydrate sulfotransferase 1-like. Gene Ontology annotation, molecular function: N-acetylglucosamine 6-O-sulfotransferase activity. Gene Ontology annotation, biological process: sulfur compound metabolic process; N-acetylglucosamine metabolic process. Lineage: Eukaryota; Metazoa; Arthropoda; Malacostraca; Decapoda; Penaeidae. The record is from RefSeq and is a predicted model, not a curated record.
UAGAGCAAACCGAAAUGAGAUGACCGUCUUCAGAGCUCUAUAGACACCGCCCUGACGUUCCCAGAUCCAGCAUGUUACAGGGGUUCAGCAAAGCGGGGUUUCCGGAUGGUGGAAUGUUCCGCAAACGCCUCGAAAAGGUGAUUCUCCUUUUGUGUUUGUCAGUAACCACCGCUGUGCUCGUUUACUGGAGGGUCCACAAUCAAGAGCUCGCGACCAUCAUCAUUGAACAGGCAAUCGAAGACCCCUAUUUGAGUCUCCCCUCCAACGUGAAAGAAAACGGGGCGUGGGUGGACCGCCUUCCUCGGGGUGUCGUGGUGUGGAGUCAACCUUUGGCCGGGUCUUUGGGUGUUGGGAAGCUGUUGACGUCUGGUCUGAAGAAUUCUUUGGUCAGCUUCGAGCCCUUCGCCCCCGAGCAGCCGAUCCACCGCGCGCCCGAGGACAACACCACCCUCCACCACCACCGGCUGAGCCUCCUGAACGAUCUUCUUCACUGCCGCUACUUCAGACACAAGGACCUCGUCGACCACCUGUCCAGUCGCUCGAGUUUCCUGUCACACAAUUCUUUUCUGAGGUCACGCUGUGUCUCUGUGCCGGAAAAAUGCCUCAGCAACGGCACUUUCAUCAGCCACAUUUGCCACGAAGCUUCCGUUCACUUCCUGAAG